Messenger RNA from Cokeromyces recurvatus, 1362 nucleotides. RefSeq names its product glycoside hydrolase. Gene Ontology annotation, molecular function: calcium ion binding; mannosyl-oligosaccharide 1,2-alpha-mannosidase activity. The record is from RefSeq and is a predicted model, not a curated record. Lineage: Eukaryota; Fungi; Mucoromycota; Mucoromycetes; Mucorales; Mucoraceae. Gene Ontology annotation, cellular component: endoplasmic reticulum; Golgi membrane. Gene Ontology annotation, biological process: N-glycan processing; carbohydrate metabolic process. Bases 1 to 1362 code for a protein of 453 amino acids. The transcript has 8 exons.
AUGCCUUUAUACACGCAUGGCAAGGCUAUUCAGCCUAUGCAUAUGGUCAUGAUGAAUUGCAGCCUAUUACAAAUGGUAACACGGACUCAAGCAUCUAUUUUUGAUGCUCUUGAUACAAUGAUUAUUAUGGAUCUCGAAGACGAAUAUCAGCGAGCAUUACAACAUAUUAAACAAGUGAAUUGGACAAAUACUCAACAACCUUCAAAAACCUUUGAAACUAAUAUUCGAUAUUUAGGUGGACUUUUAUCUGCUUAUGAUUUACGUCAUGAUCCAUUACUCUUGGAGAAAGCAAAAGAAUUAGCAGAUGUUGUUAUCAUGCCAGCGUUUAAUACACCGAAUCGUAUGCCAGCUGCUUUUGUUAAUGUUUCUGUAGGUCAAGUUGUCGAGAAUGAUGUAAUUAUUUUAGCUGAAUUUGGUUCGCUUCAAUUGGAACUUGUACGUUUAAGUCAAUUGACCGGUAUCGAUCAAUAUAGUCUUACAGGCAAUCAUAUUAUUGAUAAAAUAUCGCAAGUGCCUUCUACUAUCCCUGGUCUAUAUCCAAUGAUUUGGAGUUUACAAAGUUUUACACCACAAAGCUCUUAUAUAACUAUUUCUGGAGGUGCAGAUAGUUAUUAUGAAUACCUCUUAAAGACCAAUAUAUUGAUGGGAGGAAAUGAGCAAAUUCAAUUAAAUAUGUGGCUUACAGCCGUGGAUAGUAUGCAACGCUAUUUGCGUUCAGAGACACAAAAUGGAAAUGUAUAUCUUGCAGAAUUUCAAAAUUUAUAUAAAUCAUUUCAUUCAGGGGAGCUAAUAUGUUUUAUACCUAGUAAUCUACUAUUAGGUGCUCGUUAUUUGAAUAAUAGUACUAUUGAAAAAUUUUCAAAAGAACUAAUGCAAUCAUGCUAUAAUGUUUGGGUUAAUACUCCAACGGGGAUUGCCCCUGAAACAUGGGUUUGGAUAGAUAAAACUGAAAAUAUGGACUUCUAUCCCGAAGAUAUGCAAAAAUCAGUACUUGAAACAGGAUUCUUUGCCCAAGACGCAAAGUAUGAUUUAAGACCAGAAACCAUUGAAAGUUUAUUUUAUUUUUAUCGUCUUACUGGUGAUAAAAUAUAUCAGGAUAAAGCAUGGACCAUUUUUGAGGCAAUUGAAAAAUAUUGCAAGACAUCAUCUGGCUAUACACGUAUAGGAAAUGUCAUGAACAUAGUAGAUGUUAAGCCUUUAGACUUUGAAGAAAGCUAUUUCUUUGCAGAAACAUUGAAGUAUCUCUAUUUAAUUUUUAAUGAUCCUAGUUACAUUUCUCUGAAUGAAUAUGUAUUUAAUACUGAGGCUCAUCCAUUUAAACUUGAUAAGCCUAUUCAAGUUCAGGCUACAUCGUUUUAUUAG